CAGAGAAGGCCUAGAAUAAAAGCAACAGUGAACUACCAGAUAACAGGCCUUCAUUUCUCCUGUUUGUAGAACUCAGCUAUCGCGGUCCUAUCUUAUCGAAGUGGGGCAGCGGGGAUCGACUCCAACUCCCCCAAGGUCCAACUUCAACCGCCAUAAAGCGCUGGUAUCCAACAUCCUAACCUACACCUCACUAUCCUAGCCGGCAUCUGGAAGAACACAAAAGACACAGAUAAUCAAAAUGUCUAAAAUUCACGUCCGAUCCUCCGACGCCCCGGCGCCCGCGCCAUUUCUCUCCCAGGCCACCGUGGUCGGGAACAUCGCCUUCUGCUCCGGUCAACUCGGGGUCGACCCCAAGACUGGGAAGAUCGUGGAUGGGAGUGUAAAAGACCGAACUCGCCAAAUCAUCACAAACCUCAGCGCGGUCCUCACAGCGAGCGGAUCUAGCCUCGCUGACGUCGCCAAGGUGAACGUAUUUCUGGCUGACAUGAAUGACUUCAAGGAUAUGAAUGAGGCUUAUAUGGAGGGGUUUCCGGAGCCGAGGCCGGCCCGGACGUGUGUGGCUGUCAAGACUUUGCCGAUGGGCUCGGAUGUUGAGAUUGAGUGCUCGGCUGUUGUGACGGGGCCGAUUAAGGGGAAGCUGUAAGAGACAGUUGGGAGCAUGGAAACCUAUGAGGGAAAGUCAAAACUGGGAAGAGAAAGUCCUAGAGCGAUAAAAUGUUAAUGAUUUGUGUUACUGAUUGACUGAUGCUAGCGUGGUAUAGUUUAGAAGCUGAGUAGCUUGUGGUAGAACCCUGACAUUGGAAGAGGAUUGGCUCGAGUAACUGCGUCCACCAGUCAAGAAAUUUCUGUACUCAUACUGACAUAAAACGAUUGUUGAAUGCCUGAUCUGCACGCCGUCGGUGGCGGACAGCGUAUGUCGGUGACAGGGUGUUGGGCAGCC
This is a messenger RNA of Aspergillus versicolor CBS 583.65, 940 nucleotides long. RefSeq lists its product as uncharacterized. Gene Ontology annotation, molecular function: deaminase activity. The record is from RefSeq and is a predicted model, not a curated record. The transcript has 3 exons. Gene Ontology annotation, cellular component: mitochondrion; cytosol. NCBI's taxonomy places the organism in Eukaryota, Fungi, Ascomycota, Eurotiomycetes, Eurotiales, Aspergillaceae. The coding region runs from base 239 to 643 and encodes 134 amino acids.